This is a messenger RNA of Pseudophryne corroboree (corroboree frog), 4018 nucleotides long. RefSeq names its product transforming growth factor beta receptor associated protein 1 (gene TGFBRAP1). Gene Ontology annotation, cellular component: cytoplasm; membrane. The record is from RefSeq and is a predicted model, not a curated record. Gene Ontology annotation, biological process: intracellular protein transport; vesicle-mediated transport; autophagy. The coding region runs from base 314 to 2929 and encodes 871 amino acids. The transcript is spliced from 12 exons. NCBI's taxonomy places the organism in Eukaryota, Metazoa, Chordata, Amphibia, Anura, Myobatrachidae.
UAGAGACAGAAAUCUGUAUAGCGGAUACAUAGCAGGGAGGCAUAGAACAACACUGUGUCGGCCAUAACCUACCUGAGAGAUGCACUGUAAUAUAGGAUUUUAUCCAGAGGGGUGUGUUUUUGUACACAUACCCAAACCAAAGAUGGCGGCGGCAGAUUUCUACAGGCUAUCACGUGGUUAGUGCCAAUGUCAGGGUGGCACGUCACGUACCACGGGAGUCCCGCCCCUUGGGAUCACGUGACAGUGACAGAGAGGAGGCCCGGGGCAGCCACAGAACAUCCAGGACGCCCUGGGACUCCCUUUUGAUUUGGCCAUGAGUGUGCAGGCAUUCAGAUUGGUGUGUGCAUCAGGGAAGGAUCACCUUCCCCCAGGAAUACAGAUUGAGUGCUUAGAGUGUUGUGGACAUGAUCUGUACAUAGGCACCAGCGACAGCUGUAUUCAUCACCUCCUGCUAGUGGAAGAAAAUGGCACCGAGACGCCUGGUCUACCGUUAGUCCAGCAUUCAGAUCAUCCUAAUACUAGUUUCACAACCACACGGCAAAGGCAAAGACAGCUGGGUUUGAAAAAGCCAAUAUGUGAAUUGAGAGCCGCCUCUGCUUUGGGCCGGUUACUAGUACUGUGUGAUAAUACUAUUACAUUACUGUGUAGUGAGUUACUUGAACCAGUACCAGGAAUCAAGAUCCGGGGGGCACUCAGCUUCACCCUCAAUGAAAAUCCAGUAAGUGGGGAUCCCUUCAGUGUGGAAGUCUGCAUAAUCUCCUCCAAGCGACGCACAGUGCAGAUCUUCAGUGUGGGGCAGGAGAAGGUGCACCUGGUUCGGGAAGUUGCCACACCGGAGCAGCCCUGUGCGCUAGCAGCAGAUGGACAUUAUCUGUGUCUGGCACUCAGCAGCCGUUAUGUCACCCUUAACUAUACUACAGGACAUUGCCAGGAUCUUUUCCCGUAUCCCAGUGAGCAAAAGCGACCGAUUAUAAAGAGGAUCAGCAGACAGGAGUUUCUAUUGGCUGGACCUGGGGGUUUAGGGAUGUUUGCCACAGUAGCUGGGAUCUCCCAGCAUGCCCCAGUGCGUUGGUCGGAGAAUGUCAUUGGAGCUGCAGUAUCUUUCCCCUACGUGUUGGCAUUGGAUGAGGAGUUCAUCACGGUGCACAGCAUGCUGGACCAGCAACAGAAACAGAGUCUGCCCUUCAAGGAGGGCAUCAUCCUGCAGGAUUUUGAAGGGAGGGUGAUCGUAGCCACUGGUAAUGCAGUGUAUGUUUUAAUUUCCUUGCCUUUGGAAAAACAGAUACAGGACCUUCUAUCAAACCAGAGGGUAGAAGAAGCUCUUGUGCUGGCCAAGGGCGCUAGACGCAAUAUUCCAAAGGAGAAAUUUCAGGUUAUGUAUAGAAGAAUCCUGCAACAGGCUGGAUUUAUAGAAUUCGCUCAGCUUCAGUUUUUAGAAGCAAAAGAAUUAUUUAAAACAAGUAAACUAGAUAUCCGGGAACUCGUCUCUCUCUACCCUCUCCUGCUGCCAUCGUCCUCUGCUUUUAUCCGGGCACACCCUCCCCUGCACGAAUAUGCUGAUCUCAACCAGCUGACCCGUGGAGACCAGGAGAAAGUUGCCAAGUGCAAACGUUUCCUCAUGACCUAUUUAAGUGAAAUUCGCUGCACAGAGGUGGCAAACGGUUACCAGGAAGAUAUAGAUACAGCCUUGCUGAAGCUGUAUGCAGAAGCAGAUCAUGAAAGCCUGCUGGAUCUGUUGGUCUCGAACAAUGCAUGUGCAAUGGCAGACAGUGCAGCCUGGCUGGAGAAGCACAAAAAGUAUUAUGCUCUUGGUCUGCUGUAUCACUACAACAAGCAAGAUGCAACUGCUGUACAGACCUGGGUAAGAAUUGUGAAUGGUGAACUGGAAGACAAAACACGGGCAGACCUGUUUGAGUAUGUAGUGGACUUCCUGACUUUCUCCGAUGACCAGCAGCUGGUGUGGCAUUAUGCAGACUGGGUUUUGCAGAAAAGUGAGCAGAUUGGGGUUCAGAUUUUUACCAAGCGAACUUCAGAAGAACACCUCCAAAAUGGCUUCUGUCCAGAUGAGAUUGUCGGUUAUCUCUGCAAGUACCGAAAGGCUUUACUUUCCUACCUGGAACAUUUAGUAAUGGAAAAGAGAAUACAGAAGGAAAAGUACCAUACCCACCUGGCUGUGCUGUACCUGGAAGAGAUCCUACACCUCAAAUCGGUGAACCCUACAGACCAGACUGAGCUGGAAGAUCUACGUCAGAAAUUUCAGAGUUUGCUGCAACAGUCAGAUCUGUACGGAGUCCUACUGCUCAUAGAUAAAAUCAAAGACACAGAUCUGCACAUGGAGCGAGCAAUCUUACAUGGGAAGCUGGAAGAGCACGAGCAGGCCUUGGAAAUCUUAGUUCAUCGUUUGAAAGACUUUGCUGCGGCUGAGAGUUAUUGUGUGUGGAACUCCCAGGGCAGAGAUGCCCAUUAUCGCAAGAGACUCUUCCAGCUCCUUCUCUCCUCCUACCUCACGCCAUCCACGCCUGACAGUGCGCUGACUGUGGCCGCAGUGGACUUGUUAAAUAACCACCCUAUGGAAUUUGAUGCAUCAAGUGUUUUACACCUGUUGCCAGAAAGCUGGUCGGUGCAGCUUCUUUCUCCAUUCUUGGCUGGGGCCAUGAGGGAGCAUGUUCAUGCUUUAAGGAUUUCCCAGAUGGCACUAGGUUUGGCAAGGGCAGAGAAUAUAAUAUACAAGAAUGAGAAGUUGAAUAUGAGGGAAAAGCCAGUAGUGCUCUCAGAAAAGAAACUAUGCCAUGCGUGCCGGAAGCCAUUCCAAGAACCAGCCUUUGUCAGACACUCCAGUGGCCACAUUGUCCAUACCCACUGUGCUGCAAAACAGCAUGUCAACAGCAGCAUCGACAGUCAUGUGCCGAACUCGAGCAAACGAACUUGAAAAAAACACAGCCAGAGAUGCCUGUAUUAACAUCUGUCUUUAAAAUGUCCAAGGAUAAGGAUUGGGAAGCUCUUGUGCGGUGUGAUGCGAAGACAGUACACUUCUUAGCAGAUGUGUUUGCUCAGAAGUGAUCUGACUGUGCAGAACUUCUCAGGCAAUGAUAAAGUAAUGAAGAAUACAGUCCCUUAAACGAUGAUGAACAUCUUCUUAACUAUCAGAUAAAACUUAAUAGUUUGAAUGGAGCUUUUUUUUGCAUUUUUUAAAGAUAUUUGCACUGAAAAUAUUUUGCAUAUACUGUGAUGGGGCAAUAUAAAGGAUACAUGUACACAAUGGACUUAUUCAUGUUUCAGAAAAAUAUUAGUGAUAAACAAACAUGGCUGCAGUCAUCGCGAUAGUAUGUGAUCUGUUGGCAUAGUCAAUUGUGGAUAUUUCAUGUAUUGUACAUUAUACCACUAAACUCCCAAGUGAUGAAACCAUGAUCUUGCAGAGCAUUCCAGUCAUGUUAUAGGGGGCUGGGGAAUGAAUUGUGUAUUAGAUGGUUAUUUUGUAAGGCCAAGAAGUCUUUCAAAUACAUGUCAUAUCACCUCUUUUCUUAUCACCCAUCAGAGCUGUAAUCAAGUCAACAUUUUAAAGGCUAUUUCAGUAUAAGAUGAUUUAAUAUCAUUGGUGGGAUUCCCUUUUAUACACUGCUUUCUCACUGUUUCUGUAUUCUGCUACAUUUAAACUGCAUAAAAUAACUUGGCGGGCACCAAGUCUUGUUGCCUCUAGUAUACCAUUUAUUGCCGAAAUCCAUUAUGUGACAUUAUCUAGAAAUUAAAGAUGUAACAAAGUGUUAGUUAUCAAGUACCUUAAAGGCUUUGCGGAGCAAUAGGUCCAAAGGGUUUACCAUUAAAAACCAAAUAUACAAAUAUCCACUACGCACAUCAUCCUUACUAAAUAAUUUCCAUCAUUUUCCUUAUAUACAGCCACUACAAUUAAGAUAUUGUUUCUCCUGAAUAUUUAGAGUAAUAGUAGUUUCAUAUACUGAUGUAUUGUAAAUGUUUUACAUCUAAUAAAAGUGGGAUCUCUGUCCAGAACCGGUAAGGAAAA